This is a messenger RNA of Trichosporon asahii var. asahii CBS 2479, 324 nucleotides long. RefSeq lists its product as uncharacterized. The record is from RefSeq and is a predicted model, not a curated record. The transcript has a single exon. Bases 1 to 324 code for a protein of 107 amino acids. Lineage: Eukaryota; Fungi; Basidiomycota; Tremellomycetes; Trichosporonales; Trichosporonaceae.
AUGUCUCAGACCACGACUCAGGCGCCCACCAUCGUCGACCUCGGCGGCGUCGUCCGUGUCUCGAGCCUGAAGCGCGCCGAAGUCAAGCGCUCCCCUUCUUCGUCCAAGUCGAGCAAGUCUGCCAAGUCUUCCAAGCCUGCCUCGCCCGCUCCUUCCAACAUGCGCCCCUCCUCCGCUCCCCGCUGCCUCGACCCCCACUUCGAGGACGCCUUCCUCCGCCUUAUCCAGGACCGUCCCCAGCAGAAGCCCCCCGCUGGCCAGUUCGGAGGCUGGAAGCAGGAGUGGCCCGUGUUCUGGGAGGGUGCCGGCUUGGGUGCGUUCUAA